CGCAAGGAGUCCUCAAGUUGUUGAUGGACGGCGUAGGUUCCAUAACUCAACCUAAUCCUUCUCAAUAUGCUCCUCGAGUAGUUUAUGACGGAGGCGUCGCUCUGAGAAUAGAUGGAGGAUCGAGUUUGGGAAUGGUUGUAUUGGACUUUGCAACCAACAAAGCUAUAGAAAGAGCAACUGAAUUAGGUUUGGCUAUGGUUGGCGUAUUUCAUUCUUGUUCAAGUACGGGUGCUUUGGGUUAUUAUGUGGAGAAGAUUGCAUCCAAAGGUCUGGUUGGAAUAGUUUCUAGUGGCAGUACUCCUACUGUAGCAGCCUUUGGUUCGGCUGAAAAAAACUUUGGUACUAAUCCUUUAGCUUAUGCUAUUCCUGGUUCACAGGAACCUUGUGUUGUUUAUGAUGCCAGUACUUCGGCAAUGUCCUUUUGGGGAGUGAAAAUGUAUGAAAUGGAGAAUAGACCGUUACCAGAAAAUGUUGCUUUGGAUAGUCAUGGAAGAACAACCACGGAUGCUUCUUUGGUUCAUGUCUUGAAAACCUUUGGAGGAGCCAAAGGUUCUGGAAUAUCGUUAUUAUUAGAGUUUCUGAAUGGAGCAUUGUUUUAUAUUGGCUUUUCAACCUGAUAUAUUUCAUAUGGGAAAAGAACAAGUAGA
Galdieria sulphuraria is the source of this 647-nucleotide messenger RNA. RefSeq names its product malate dehydrogenase. The transcript is spliced from 5 exons. NCBI's taxonomy places the organism in Eukaryota, Rhodophyta, Bangiophyceae, Galdieriales, Galdieriaceae. Gene Ontology annotation, molecular function: oxidoreductase activity. The record is from RefSeq and is a predicted model, not a curated record. Bases 24 to 617 code for a protein of 197 amino acids.